AUGGCUUCCGUUUACUCUUCUGAAGAAGUUGCAAAGCACUCCACCAAGAACGACCUUUGGCUCGUUGUUCACAACAAGGUCUACAAUGUCACUGAAUUCGUCCAAGAGCAUCCCGGUGGCGAGGAAGUUUUGCUUGAUGAAGCAGGCAAGGAUGCAACUGAGUCCUUUGAAGAUAUCGGUCACUCUGAUGAAGCUCGUGAGAUCCUCGAAAAGUACCUCAUUGGUGAAUUGGAUGAAGCUUCCAAGAAGGAUAACCACAAAUUCAACGUCAUCCGCGCCGGUGAGCUUCCUGAGCAACCCAAGUCUGGAUCCUUCCUCCGUGUCGUCAUCCCUGCUUUGCUUGUUGCUGGUGCCAUCGCCUACAAGUUUGUCCUCGAGAAGAAGCAUUAG
Messenger RNA from Lichtheimia ornata, 390 nucleotides. RefSeq lists its product as uncharacterized. The record is from RefSeq and is a predicted model, not a curated record. Bases 1 to 390 code for a protein of 129 amino acids. Lineage: Eukaryota; Fungi; Mucoromycota; Mucoromycetes; Mucorales; Lichtheimiaceae. The transcript is spliced from 6 exons. Gene Ontology annotation, cellular component: membrane; intracellular membrane-bounded organelle. Gene Ontology annotation, molecular function: heme binding.